GAUGGAAAAGAUAAAGGGAAUUCUUGAAAGAGAAGGAUUUGGGCUCAUCGGACAGCCAAGGGAUGAGAACGCAUUUUAUUACAUCAUUCAUGCAAUUAAGAAUACGUCAAAAAAAGGUCAUGGUGGAAUAUGAGAAAAACGAAGAAUGAAAUAUUUGAGUUUGAAUUGCAGAAUGCCUUGUAUUUUCACCUUUUUCUUACUCAGUGUAUUGAAUGUGACGGGGGAGUUCCACCAGAGAUUUGCUUAGAGAAGGAUUUUAAACAAUCACGGGCAGAGAAAAGAUCCCCAUCUCCUAGGGAAAUAUUUGCUGCUUCAGAAGUUUUACAAAGAACAAUUUGCUUGUAUAGAAUAUGUGCUUCUUCUGUAAAAACUAUCAAGGACAUCAGAGGUUUUAUCUUUACCCCGGUUCUGCGAAACUUGUGUACAUCAGAACCUCUCUGCAUUGUCAUGUUAGAAAGACCUGACGGUUUUCCUGAAUUUGGACUGAUUGACUUCAAAUCUUAUGAUGAAAAGAUAUUAAGCACUUGCCCAGGUGUCCUCCUAAAUAUAGAUCACAAGGACUGUUUUGGAUUUAAAUUUUCAAAUAAUUAUGAACUCCUUUUCACCAGAUCAUCUUAUGGUCAUCAUGACCAUGCCACUGAUUUGUUUAAAAGAUUUAGCUUGGAGUUUUAUAACGAUGAUGAACAUUUUGUUCGUAUUAUAAACACCAUCUGCGACUUUGAGCUGAAAGAAGAGAAUGUAGAUCUAUUUUACAAGUAUGCAGACGAAUCUUUCAGUGAAAACACCGAGCUUGACGAAAAGGAGAGACUUCUAAGAAAUCACGUAGAAAGAGUACGAUUGCAAUCAAAAUCCCCUGGCAAAGGAGAAAUGCUUGCUUUAUCAUCAGUUCUGAACGUUGAUAUUUUCAUUGGAAAGGAAGAUAGAGACUGUUGGGAACUUUACAUGCCUGUUACAAGUACCUAUAUCAAGUGUUAUCAUUCACCUAUUCUCUUAAUAUUACAGAAACACGAGUCUUCCUCGUAUAAACCGCAUAUCACAAACAAAAAAGAAUGCGCCUGUCGCCAAGAUAAACCAGUGAUUCUGGGACACAUAGGAAUGAUUGCAGAAAACAUUCAUCACACAGUUUUCAGAGCAUCAUGUUGUCCAUCAACAAGACAUGCUUUCCACAAACAUCUUGACCACAUUCCUAACAGCAGAACAACUUGGCCAGACAGGGAAGAUUGUUUCGCACCAAAUGAAUUUAUCCAGAUUGCCUUAGAAAGACUUUCAACAGAGGGACGGCGAAUUGAUCAAAUAAAUGGAGGAAAAGGCACUCUUACGUGCGCAUUGACAAAGGAAAUAUAUGAGCGGAGAGAAUCUUUUCCGAGUGAGUUACUUGAUGUGCUAGAAAAUGAAAACAUUCAACUCGAUGAAAAACUGCAAAGAGUCGCCGAUUGGAGUAGCUUACCGAUAUAUAUCUUCAAUAUGAUAGUCAUGCACAGUGAGUGUCGUCCAGCCUUUCACUGGACUCGAUUUGAGCCAGAGAGUUUGAUCCAAACACGCAAACAAAGACCAUGUAGAUUUUACAUCACAUUGUUCUUUGACUACUCAAAUGAUGCAUUUGAUCGAAUCAUUCCAAUAGGAGGAUGCAAUUGCCAUUUGCCACCCCCAGUGUCGCUUUUGCAGACAAUAUCAGAACUUGAAACAAACAUGACGCUGCAAAUAGAACCUAACAUGAGACAGAGGGUUUUUGACACAUACUUCAGCGAGGUGCCAAAUGAAAGCCUGUACUGCACAGAAGUCAGAGAUUUCCCUCCAUGUUCACCAUACUCUGGGCUUCGAACUGUCCAGCAGAGGAUGGACAUGAAAGACAGGACGAUAGACUUCGUGGAAUUUUCUGAUCACUCCCUGCUUCGGUGCCUCAGUAAGGAAAUAUUUGGAACUGAGCAACAUGUUGACUUUCUCCUAAAAGAGCUUACUAUUGAAAUUCAACAAAACACUAAUUUCUACCUGCCUUUUAUUGAAAACAUCACCAAAUUUAUUUUUGAGGAAAAAUUUGGGAAAAUGAAAGGCUCUGAAAAAGAAAUACAACAGCUAAUCACUUUUGCGAUUUCACGAAUUGAAGAUGAUUUACCAACAGGAGACGUUCUACUUUGGGUAAUUAGCACAUUUUUCCAAAUUGAAGUUUUUGUGCUACGAUUUGCAGAAUCGCAGUCAUCUGCCGAAAGUUACUGGACUGAAUAUUUUCCAUUGCGAAAGAAAAAAGACCGAUAUGAAAAUUCUAGAAAAAGAAAAACGUUUUUGACCUUGCUCGAAACACAGACAAAGAGAUUCUACAGAGUUGUAUCAAAAACUAGCGGAUGCAGCUGUGAACUUAUUGCCCCAACAGUUCCAAACAGAGUUCAGGAUCCUUUGUCUAUUUCUUCCAACCACGAUUGGAGGGUUACAAAGCAAAUGAGAAAAAUAGAGGCCAUGAUUGAAAUUGCCAGGGAUGCGAUAGACCAAUGGCUGAAAUGCAACCUCCUCCUUCAACAAACUUGUGACCUGGUGAUUGCUGAAAUGGAACUUCGUCGCCGAAACGUCAAUGUUGCAACAAUUUCAGGUUCUUCUGUCGGUAUAAUAGGGGCUGUGCUAACCGCUGUUGGAAUUGGCAUUGCCCCUUUUACAGCAGGCGCGUCACUUGCCUUAUCUGUUACGGGUGGUGUUCUUGCAGCUACAGGUGGAACAGUAGCUGCUGGUGCAAAAAUUACCGAAACAAUCCUAAACACAAAAACUAUCGAGAUUCUGAAAAGAUAUCAAGAUGGCUAUCAGGAAAGAUUCGAAACAGUACAGGUCAACCUUCGGUUACUUACAGAUGAAAUAAGCAGGCUUGGCGACAUUGCAAGUGAAAUGAAAACUAAUCAAGAUAUAGAGACUUUCGAUUUUGCGGCACUUCAAAGCUUACCUGGCAUACUAAGAAUGGUUAAGGGGUUAACCAUGAUCCCAUUAGCCGUGCUACGGAUUUCUGCACGAGGAAUCAGCAUUCUUGGCGUAGUAAUAGGACCACUCUCUGCGCUGAUAGAUGUUGGUUUUCUAGCUUUUUCCAUCCGGAAUAUGGUUAAAAGAAACAAAACUGACGUGACUGAAAAUCUUCGAAGAAUAUCUGCCUCUCUUUUUGGUUCUAGGAGGCAAAUGCACUCUUGGGCAUAUGGAAAUCAGAAAGUUUUCUUUCAUGAUUCGAAGUAUUUCGUGAAAGUACAAUGAAAUUUAUUAGAGCAUUUAGUACAUUUCUUGUCUUAUCUUGCUCAUAUUUUCUCUCAAUGCAUUGCUGCUAUGUAAUAAAACAUACAAAAAAGCAUGAGAGAGAGAGAGAGAGUUUUCAGAAACAUCUGUGACUUUAUACACAUAAAGGUAACACGAGAUUAAUUUAGAUUAGUUGCGAUGUACAUAUACUAAUUUUGCUAGUCUGUCUUUAGAAGGUUGAAAUAUGAACAUUUUCCCCAGCUUGAAUCUUGAUUUUUACUGUAACUGUAUUAUUAUACAGAGGUUUUGGUGAUAUCU
Messenger RNA from Saccostrea echinata, 3519 nucleotides. RefSeq lists its product as uncharacterized. The record is from RefSeq and is a predicted model, not a curated record. Bases 130 to 3222 code for a protein of 1030 amino acids. The transcript is spliced from 5 exons. Lineage: Eukaryota; Metazoa; Mollusca; Bivalvia; Ostreida; Ostreidae. Gene Ontology annotation, molecular function: lipid binding. Gene Ontology annotation, biological process: lipoprotein metabolic process; lipid transport. Gene Ontology annotation, cellular component: membrane; extracellular region.